UACCCACAGCCAAGCGGUCUGCCAGAGCAGCCACUGGAGUCGGAGGGAGCAGGAGGGAGCGAGCUCCAGUCAGAGCCAGAGCCAGAGCCAGGACUCCAAGGGCCAGAACUUUUCUUGGGGGACAGCGUGGGCACUGUGCCAGCCUCACCUGGUCUCCACCCGCCUUCGAGCUUCAGGUCCUGAUCCUCUCACCUGGAGGCCACCCAUGCCACCCACCCCGGGAGAGAAACACAAACUUUCUUAGCGAAAUCACCUCUGCUGCUGGGCUGGCUGGACAGGGAAGAGCAGACGUCUGGACAGACAGAUGAACAGAUGGACAGGGCGUCUGUGAGCCUGCCCACCCAGUCCCGACUGACAGGCAAUAGCAGAGCGGGCAGCCAGGGGGCCUAGUGUUCCACCGGGGGCAGCGAGGGGUCCUGCCGGACCUGUGUCUCCCUCCGAGUGCAGGCAGCUACCUGCGUCCCGAGGCCGGCCCUGUGGGUCAGGACAGGAGUCCCCAGCAGACAGAGCCACAGGCUCUUCCACCCACCGAGGCAACGGGUAACCUGAGUGAAAAGGCACAGGUGGCAGGUGGGCAGGCGCGGGGCCCAGAGGCCAACAGGCUGCUGACCCUGGAGCGCUCUGGCUCGGGCCCCCCUGCACAGGCUGGGGACGAUGCCGAUGAGGCCACCACCAGCCACCCCUGCCCCGUCCUGGAGCUGCCUCCAGCCUGGCCUCUGGGCUGUGGAGCCGAAGAUGUGCCAGCCUUCUGCUUCGUGUGCUUCCACAGAGAGGAGGAGGAGGAGCUGCUGGAAGAGGUCUCACUGCAGAGGCUGGAAGCUCCUGAAGACAAGGACAGUCUGUGUAGCUCAUCUAUUUACCCUAAUGCCCCUUUACGGGAGAAGAUGAGCGUGGGCUGCCCAGAGCCCGAGCCACCCCGCUCCCUGCCCUGCUGUGGGCCAGGGACUGCCCCUGGGCUGGGUGCAGGCGUGCCCCUCCUCACUGAAGACAUGCAGGCACUGACCCUCCGCACACUAGCAGCUAGCGAUGUCACCAAGCACUACGAGCUCGUCCGGGAGCUAGGCAAGGGCACCUAUGGGAAGGUCGACUUGGUGGCCUAUAAGGGCACAGGCACGAAAAUGGCGCUGAAGUUUGUGAACAAGAACAAGACCAAGCUGAAGAACUUCCUGCGGGAGGUGAGCAUCACCAACAGCCUCUCCUCCAGCCCCUUCAUCAUCAAGGUCUUUGACGUGGUUUUUGAGACGGAGGACUGCUAUGUCUUCGCCCAAGAGUAUGCGCCCGCCGGGGACCUGUUUGACAUCAUUCCUCCUCAGGUGGGGCUCCCCGAGGACACGGUGAAGCGCUGCGUGCAGCAGCUGGGCCUGGCGCUGGACUUCAUGCACGGGCGGCAGCUGGUGCACCGCGACAUCAAGCCCGAGAACGUGCUGCUGUUCGACCGCGAGUGCCGCCGCGUGAAGCUGGCCGACUUCGGCAUGACGCGCCGCGUGGGCUGCCGCGUGAAGCGGGUCAGCGGCACCAUCCCGUACACGGCGCCCGAGGUGUGCCAGGCGGGCCGCGCCGACGGCUUCGCGGUGGACACCGGCGUGGACGUGUGGGCCUUCGGCGUGCUCAUCUUCUGCGUGCUCACCGGCAACUUCCCGUGGGAGGCGGCGUCGGGCGCGGACGCCUUCUUCGAGGAGUUCGUGCGCUGGCAGCGGGGCCGCCUGCCGGGGCUGCCGUCGCAGUGGCGCCGCUUCACCGAGCCCGCGCUGCGCAUGUUCCAGCGCCUGCUGGCCCUGGAGCCCGAGCGCCGCGGGCCGGCCAAGGAGGUGUUCCGCUUCCUCAAGCACGAGCUCACGUCCGAGCUGCGGCGCCGGCCCUCGCACCGCGCGCGCAAGCCCGCCGGGGACCGCCCGCCCGCCGCCGGGCCGCUGCGCCUCGAGGCUCCCGGGCCGCUCAAGCGGACGGUGCUGACCGAGAGCGGCAGCGGCUCCCGGCCCGCGGCCCCCGCCGUGGGGCCCGCGCCCGCGCCCGCGCCGGUGCCCGUGCCCGUGCCCGUGCCCGUGCCCGUGCCCGAGGCCGGCCUGGCGCCCCCGGGGCCCCCCGGCAGGACGGACGGCCGCGCGGACAAGAGCAAAGGGCAGGUGGUGCUGGCCACGGCCAUCGAGAUCUGCGUCUGAGCCCGCCCCCGCCGCCCUCGGGCUGGGCCGCCAGCUCCAGCUCCAGCUCCAGCUCCAGCUCCAGCUCCAGCUCGCAGCGCGCACCCGCGCCACCCGCGCCACCCGCGCCGCCGGGACCGCCCCGCACCCGCGCCCCG
Nyctereutes procyonoides (raccoon dog) is the source of this 2296-nucleotide messenger RNA. RefSeq names its product SH3 domain binding kinase 1 (gene SBK1). The record is from RefSeq and is a predicted model, not a curated record. Bases 885 to 2159 code for a protein of 424 amino acids. NCBI's taxonomy places the organism in Eukaryota, Metazoa, Chordata, Mammalia, Carnivora, Canidae. The transcript has 5 exons. Gene Ontology annotation, molecular function: ATP binding; protein serine/threonine kinase activity. Gene Ontology annotation, biological process: peptidyl-threonine phosphorylation; peptidyl-serine phosphorylation.